UUUUAUCCAGUGUUUUGUCACGUUAUGAGCUCAGAUUUGGAUGAACAACAAGAUGAAAUACUCGCUCUUCUCAGUAUAUUCGAGCCGGAGGAGUUUGACUGGAAUGAGCCGAAGUCUUCCGGGGAAAUCCGAGUGUGCGUGGAGCUACCUACACGUUUUACUGUUGCGCUAAAACAAGGUGACACACUGAGCCAAUAUGAAAUCUCUUCUCUUCCACCUCUACGCCUGACCUUUGACCUGCCUGAGGAUUACCCAUCAUGCUCUCCUCCUGCCUUCACUCUCAACUGCUCUUGGCUCACCACAAAGCAGCUAUCUUUACUUUCUGCUCAUCUCAAUGACCUGUACCAGACCACAGGUGGCGCUGUUGUGCUUUUCUCCUGGGCCCAGUUCCUCAAAUAUGAGAUUUUAAGCUUUUUCGGCAUCACUGAUAUUUUGGAGAUACCAUCAAAUGGAGUGCAUAAAUCUGGUACAAACUUAGACAACUCUGACAAUAAAGAUUUGACUUUGGAAGAUAACAAAUUGAAUAUUGCAUCUUCUACUAAUUGUAAUGGAGGAGCCUCAGAGGUUGCCAGAUUUGAAGCUCAAAUCACUGCAACUUUGGAGACGCCCUCAAAUGGAGUGAAUGAAUCCAGUACCAACUUGGACAACUCCGAUGAUAAAGAUUCGACUUUGGAAGAAAACAAAUUGAAGACUGCAUGUGCUGCAAACUGUGAUGAAAGAGGCUCAGAGAUUUCCAAAUUGGAAGCGCAAAUCCCUCUUUCUCUAUCCUUGGGACAAGAGCUCCUGUCCCAGCUGUUGAUCCACGAUGCUGCCCAGAAAGAGAAGGCGUUUUCCAGGGAACAGUUUGAAUGCGGAGUGUGCUUUGGGAAUUGGCUAGGCUCAGAGUGCAUUCAGAUAACUGAAUGUGGACAUGUUUUUUGCCGUACUUGUCUCGCAGAUUUUUGCAAAUUUCAAAUCCAGAAUGGAAACGUGACAGACGUUAAGUGUGCUCAGACUGAUUGUAAAGCUGCCCCCACACCUGCGCAGGUGAGAAGUCUUGUUGGCGAGGAGCUGUUCAGCCGCUACGACCGCCUCCUUCUUCAGUCCACUCUCGACUCUAUGCCUGAUGUGGUCUACUGCCCACGUCCAUCCUGUGCCUCUCCUGUCCUCUCCGAUUCCUCCAGCUCCAUGGGUCUUUGCACCGUCUGCAGCUUUUCCUUCUGUGUCCUCUGUAAGAAGACCUACCACGGGACUGAGGCCUGCUACACUCCAGGCCCCAGGGAAGAGAGGGCAAAGGGGGCUGAAGGGCAGACUGAACCCUACGCCCCAAUACCACAGUCACAAGUGGGGAGGAUGGCUCUGUGGGACGACUACUCCGGUGGGGGCAGAAAGAGACAGAGGGUCCUGGAGGACAGGUACGGCAGAAGGACUUUACUGGAGUUCCUGGAGAGCUGCCUGACCUCAGACUGGAUUAGAGUCAACACCAAGAACUGUCCUCACUGCUUCAGCCGCAUCCAGAAAACUGAAGGCUGUAACUGCAUGACCUGCUCGUGGUGCCGCCGCCUCUUCUGCUGGAACUGUUUAGCUAAAUCUCCUGGUUCUGAGCACUUCGCAUACUACUGUCCAUUAUACAUGGCUCAGACCCCCAGCGUCCCCUCUUACCCCGACCACCCCUACUGACGCUACCGCCUCUUAUUUAAUCAUUACAAAUCUGUUUACUUGUAGGUUGCCAACUGUAACUAUUUUUCCUAUUGAUCACACUGUACUUUGCCAUGAAAUAUCCAAAAGGUAAAUGCACAAAUACUGAAUCUGAUCAUUUCUAUUAGUGACUAGACUUAAAAAAAAGUUACUGAAUUACAUUACAAAAGUCUGCAUUUGAGCAAUAUUCAUUUUAAACUCAUCUGCAUUAAAUAUUAUUGGCCUAUAGAAUGUUGUGACGUCAUCUGAAACCCAGCAAUAUAAAUUAGACUAGGCCUAUGCGUUUCAUUAAAACACAGUGAACAUAAUUGUAUUUCAGAUUGUACAAAAAAUGUUUACUUUGUUUUUUUAAAUUCUGGAUUAGUCAUAAUAUAGUAUAAUUUUGUUUCCCUGGUUGGGCAUGGGUAGCAGAAAUGACAUACGCACAGUUGAUUCCAGCUGUUACCUAGCAACCAAAAACAAUCAAAAUGACGCAAUAUUUAUGAUUGCCCAUAGACUAUAUAUAUAUAUAUAUAUAUAUAUAUAUAUAUAUAUAUAUAUGUAAAUGGACAUAGCUAACCUGCUAGCCGCUGCGUUCCUAAUAGGAAGUGAGCAUGGAUGUAGCUCCUACUCCAUCAACUCUGGCUCCAUUCACUUUCUAUUGAAAAACUGUCACUCCUCUCUCUCUAACUGGUGCUGUCAGGCUGGUGCUCACUGCUAAACCAGGAGGCAUUACCUUCAGCAGCCUUACUCCAUAUUGGAUUUUUUUGCUCUGAUACUUGCAGUCACAAUUUCUAAUAUGGACCUUGGCUCCAAAUUGGCCCUUAUAACUGCUAGCCCCGAUGAGCUUCAUUUGACUGGAGCUGACCGCUAUGGGUGACGUCACACUC
Messenger RNA from Periophthalmus magnuspinnatus, 2546 nucleotides. RefSeq names its product E3 ubiquitin-protein ligase RNF14-like. NCBI's taxonomy places the organism in Eukaryota, Metazoa, Chordata, Actinopteri, Gobiiformes, Gobiidae. Gene Ontology annotation, molecular function: ubiquitin conjugating enzyme binding; ubiquitin protein ligase activity; zinc ion binding. Gene Ontology annotation, cellular component: ubiquitin ligase complex; cytoplasm. Bases 25 to 1659 code for a protein of 544 amino acids. Gene Ontology annotation, biological process: ubiquitin-dependent protein catabolic process; protein polyubiquitination; positive regulation of proteasomal ubiquitin-dependent protein catabolic process. The record is from RefSeq and is a predicted model, not a curated record. The transcript is spliced from 7 exons.